GGGAGAUGGAGGAAGAUUUGUUAGCGCUAUAGAAUAUUACUAAUGGAAGUAUUUUGUAAAGAAUUUAUUGAAAAUACAUCAGCGACUCGAAAAAUAAUGUUUUCCUCUACUAUUUAUCAAGAUUUAUUUAAGUAUUUGAAGAAUGAAGGUUUUCGGGAGUCCAACAGUCGAGUUCCAUUACGUUGUCGAUAUCAUUCGGCUUAUCUUCGAUACGAGUAGCGUACUUACAAUGUCACUGUAUGCGCUGACAAGGAAUGACUAAGGCGGGCGACAAGACUACAUUCGCCGAGAAACAUUCAGUCUUUUGUAUUCCUUCGAAUUUGUGUCACUCUGGCCGGCAGCACGUACACUCGCAAAGGUACCUUUGAAUAAUAUUACUCAACCAAAGAAGUCACUGCAAUUCACUCGUCGAAAAUCCAUAAAGAUCAACGCGCGAGUCGGCCCAAGAGAUUAAUUCGAAUAGAAGAAUCCUCCUUCGAGGAACUCCUUUCGCCAGUAAUGGAAUCGUUAGCUCGAAGCAUGUUUCGAAGCACACGGGGAAUUUCUAAAGGAAAACUUUUGAAUCCCGUCUAUCAGAACGAGAAGAAUUGUCGUACGAUCACGUCUCAAGAGGUAUUCGAACGAGAAUCGAAGUACGGUGCUCACAAUUAUCACCCUCUCCCUGUUGCGGUAUGCAGAGCCGAAGGUGUCUUCAUGUGGGACGUCGAGGGCAAACGGUACUUCGACUUUUUGAGCGCUUACUCCGCCGUUAAUCAAGGCCACUGUCACCCGAGAAUUUACAAGACCCUGGUCGAACAGGCGAAACUCUUAACUUUGACCUCGAGGGCCUUCUACUCUGACGCGUUGGGCGAGUUGGAGGAAUACAUCACGAAACUCUUCGGGUACGAGAAAUGGUUGCCAAUGAAUACAGGAGUCGAAGGCGGUGAAACCGCGUGCAAAGUGUCGCGCAGAUGGGGUUACACGUGUAAAGGUAUACCAGAGAAUCAGGCGAAAAUCAUUUUCGCGGAAGGCAACUUUUGGGGGAGGACGCUGAGCGCCGUGUCCUCGAGCACAGACCCCACCAGUUACAAAGGCUUUGGCCCAUUUAUGCCUGGAUUCGAGGUGAUCCCGUACGACGAUCUCGAGGCACUUCAGCGAACCUUGGCCGAUCCCAACGUCUGCGCGUUUAUGGUAGAACCUAUACAAGGCGAGGCUGGCGUUGUAGUACCAAAGGAUGGAUACCUAAAAGGAGUAAGAGAUAUCUGUACGAAAAACAACGUCUUGUGGAUAGCGGACGAAGUGCAAACCGGUUUAGCCAGGACGGGAAAACGAUUAGCCGUAGACCACGAGAACGUCAAGCCAGACAUCUUGAUUCUCGGGAAAGCUCUCUCGGGUGGCUUCUACCCGGUGUCUGGUAUACUAGCCAACGAUUCUGUAAUGCUGACCAUUAAGCCUGGCGAACACGGUUCGACUUACGGAGGUAAUCCACUGGGAAGCAAAGUCGCCAUCGAGGCUCUUCGUGUGUUGGAGGAGGAGAAGCUGGCGGAGAACGCCGAAAAGAUGGGCCAGAUUUUCAGAACCGAACUUAGGAAACUUCCGAAGGACGUGGUCACUCUGGUCAGAGGAAAGGGACUCCUCAACGCUAUAGUCAUCAACGAGAAGAUCGACGCCAUGGAUAUCUGUUUGAAGCUGAAGGAUGCUGGUCUGCUCGCGAAACCAACGCAUCAGCAUAUAAUCAGAUUAGCUCCACCGCUGGUCAUCAACGAACAACAAAUACGAGAAUGCGUCGAUAUUAUUUCUAAAACCAUUGUCCAAUACGCUAAGUAAUGUUUAAAGAACUUCAUCUUUACGCCAACUCCAUAAUUUUGUAACUUAUAUAAGAUCUUGUAAAUAAACUGUCAUUCUAAAUA
Hylaeus volcanicus is the source of this 1889-nucleotide messenger RNA. RefSeq names its product ornithine aminotransferase, mitochondrial (gene Oat). The transcript is spliced from 5 exons. Gene Ontology annotation, molecular function: pyridoxal phosphate binding; identical protein binding; L-ornithine transaminase activity. The record is from RefSeq and is a predicted model, not a curated record. Bases 499 to 1806 code for a protein of 435 amino acids. Gene Ontology annotation, cellular component: cytoplasm. NCBI's taxonomy places the organism in Eukaryota, Metazoa, Arthropoda, Insecta, Hymenoptera, Colletidae.